This is a messenger RNA of Auanema sp. JU1783, 531 nucleotides long. NCBI's taxonomy places the organism in Eukaryota, Metazoa, Nematoda, Chromadorea, Rhabditida, Rhabditidae. The record is from the annotation of a GenBank genome assembly.
AUGGAAAAAGAUAAGACAGGAGCACGACUGUUGAAGGAUAAACCAAGAAUCAAUAACUCGACUAUUGAUAGAAAAUAUCUUUCUUCUCUAUCCAGUAACACUUUGGGAAAAGAAUACUCCAGAUUCCUUGAUUCUCUUCACACGAGCCCUGAUGCUCGCCCUAAUGUAAAAUACAUAGAUGAUCCUAAUCAUUUGUAUGUUAUGCAAAGGUAUCGAGAAACGCAUGAUUUCACUCAUAUUGUUCUUAAUAUGAGAACAAAUAUGGUUGGAGAGGUCGUUGUUAAAUAUUUCGAAGGUAUACAAUUAGGUUUGCCCAUGUGCGUAGCCGCUGCUAUCUUCGGUGGCGUUCGGCUGAAAUCAAAGAAUAGACAAAAUCUACUGGAUGAAUAUCUGCCCUGGGCUAUCGCACAAGCUUGCAAUUCUAAAUUGCUCAUUAGUGUUGAUUGGGAAAACCAUUGGGAAACGCCUUUACCUAUUCUUAGAAAACAACUAGGUCUAAUGGAAACACCAGAGUUGGGAUCACUGACAUAA